UUUCUUAAGCCGCCAAACUCACGACGAACAAAAGGUGUGUAAGCCAUGACGCACAAAGCCAAGAAAGCUAAGAUUGACAUGACCUGUGGGGUGUGCUCGGAAAGCUUGUCGGGUAAAGCCGUGUUCAUGGCCGAGUGCAUGCACAUUUUCCACUUUACCUGCAUCACCAAGCCCUGUUGCCCUGUUUGCCAAACCACCUGGAAAAACAAUCUUCCUUUCUUACCCUCUCAAACUCCACACACUACCUUUUCUUUCUCCGACGACGACCCCUUGCCACCUGUUCCCAAUCCCCCGCCCUUGUCGAAAGUAAUGAUUACAGCUGUCCCUGAACGCCCUGCCGUAGCUCGCUCCGAAUCUCUCUCCGAAUUCGCCAUCCACGUCCGCAUAAAGGCUCCAUCUCUACCUAAAAACCCUUCCCUUCGCACCCCCAUCGACCUCGUCGCCAUCAUCGACGUCAGCGCCAGCAUGAAAGGCCCGAAGGUAGCCCUCGCGAAGCAGGCCCUACAUUUCACAAUCGACAAUUUGGGCCCACACGAUCGCCUCUCCAUUAUCUCCUUCUCCCACGAGGCCCAACGGGCUCUUCCCUUGCGCAGAAUGACCGAGGAAGGCCGCUCGGCCGCCAAGCUCGCCGUGGACUCGUUCUCAUUCUCCGCCGCCGCCGCCGCCGUUGCCACCGACAUCCUCGUGGGGCUCACGACCGGUAACCGCGUUCUCGAAGAAAGACGGUACGCGAGCGGGAUCUUCAACACGGAAGGGUCCCACGAGGGGAGGGUCCACAUAGGCGACCUCUACGCGGAGGAGGAGAAGGAGUUUCUCGUGGUGGUGUCGGGAGAAUCCGUGGAGGUUGGAUUUGGGCCGGUUCGGAUAAAGCGUCCCAAAUACGUGGAGGUUGAGGAUAUGGGGGUGAGUGCGGAGGUCGAUAGGGGGAGGAAUAGGAUUUGUGUGGCCAAGGGGAUUAAGGAGGCUCGGAGGAUGGCGGAGAGAGGAGAGAUGGAGGGGGCGAGAGGAGUGGUGGCCGAGAGGAGAAGGGUUGUUAUGGAGUCGGUGGCGGGAGUUGCGGGGGAUGGGAUGUGCAAGUGGCUUGAGCAAGAGAUGGAGGAGAUGGAGAAGAGGCUCGUUAAUGAAGGGAUGUACCGGAAAGGCGGGAGAGCGUUUGCGUUUGCGAUAAUGAGUUCGCACGCUAUGCAGAGGGCUACUGUUAAAGGCGUUGCGGCGAGUGGCGGUGCGUAUAUGACUCGGUAUAUGACUGAAAUGGUCGUCGGGUCUCGGGGACUUGACGAUGCUCAUGGGAAAGAUUAG
Striga asiatica is the source of this 1299-nucleotide messenger RNA. The record is from the annotation of a GenBank genome assembly. NCBI's taxonomy places the organism in Eukaryota, Viridiplantae, Streptophyta, Magnoliopsida, Lamiales, Orobanchaceae.